GUGGCGCGAACGAUCAAACUGCUGGUGGGCCUGUCUGUGUGCAAACAUGUCGUGACCCCAAAGUGGCUCGAAGACAGUGGCAACGCUGGCUACUUCAAAGAUGAGGCGGAAUACGCGACACAGGACCCGAUCAAUGAGCGGAAAUAUGGCUUCAGUCUGAGCGCUUCCUUGCAAAAAGCCUCAACCCGUAAGGUAUAG
Molecule: messenger RNA, 198 nt
Organism: Sphaeroforma arctica JP610
Lineage: Eukaryota; Ichthyosporea; Ichthyophonida
Exons: 2
Cellular component (GO): MLL3/4 complex
Source: RefSeq, a predicted model, not a curated record